AUGGAGGAGUUGUGUCAGCCACCCCUGGAGGCUAAAUCCGAGCUUCUAGAUCUUCAGUGGAAAAUGGGUAUGGCAGUGAGCUCAGACAAUUGCAGAUCUCUUAAGUCUCCUUAUGUUGCAUUGAUGCAAAAAGUGGCAGAUCAGUCAGGCCAGAUAACAAACAAGUCCUUUGAAAUAACAAUUCCACAAUUUCAGCAUUUCUUCAAACAGUUUAAAGAAAUGACUGCUGUUAUUGAAACUGUGUAAAAACUAC
Monodelphis domestica (gray short-tailed opossum) is the source of this 253-nucleotide messenger RNA. Lineage: Eukaryota; Metazoa; Chordata; Mammalia; Didelphimorphia; Didelphidae. The record is from RefSeq and is a predicted model, not a curated record.